Solenopsis invicta (red fire ant) is the source of this 1955-nucleotide messenger RNA. It is a transcript of the gene RabGGTa, whose product is annotated as geranylgeranyl transferase type-2 subunit alpha. Gene Ontology annotation, cellular component: Rab-protein geranylgeranyltransferase complex; cytoplasm. The record is from RefSeq and is a predicted model, not a curated record. Gene Ontology annotation, molecular function: Rab geranylgeranyltransferase activity; protein binding. NCBI's taxonomy places the organism in Eukaryota, Metazoa, Arthropoda, Insecta, Hymenoptera, Formicidae. Gene Ontology annotation, biological process: protein geranylgeranylation. Bases 166 to 1827 code for a protein of 553 amino acids. The transcript is spliced from 7 exons.
AAUUCUCUCUUGAACUUUUUAUUCUACUGAAAAAUCUCCCGUGAUAACUAAAUCGUGGGAAAAUCCUCUAACGUGGCAACAUUGAUGCAAUCGUUAAUACCGAUUCGUCAUUCCAGCAAAUUUGCCAAGUGUUCGUGAUUCACGGGUGUUAAAAGAAUUAUUACGAUGCACGGCCGAGUGAAGGUGCGUACGACAGCGGAGCAGGAGGAAAUAAGGAAGAGGGAAAGGGCGGCCAAGGUUGCCGAAUAUAAGGCUGACAUCGCUAUAGUGUUCCAAAAGCGGAAAGACAAGAUAUGGGACGAUGAACUGUUGACAUGCAUCAGGCGUAUGCUGAUGAACAACUCGGACAUUUAUACACUAUGGAACAUUCGUCGCGAGGUUUUCGAGAAUAACGAAUGGAGUGAGGAAGAUUACAAGCAGUUACUUGAGAAUGAGCUGAACCUGACUGAGCAAUGCCUCAGAGAGAAUCCUAAGUCGUACAGCGUGUGGCAUCAUAGGUGUUGGGUGAUGGAGCGGAUGCCUGAACCAGAUUGGAAGAAGGAAUUGUUCCUGUGUGCAAAAUGCCUAAAUAUAGAUGAGAGAAAUUUUCACUGCUGGGAUUACAGAGAGUUUGUUGUGCAGAAAGCUGGGAUCUCUAGUGAGGAAGAAUUUGAGUUCUCCACUACAAAAAUAUUGAGUAACUUUUCAAAUUAUUCAUCUUGGCACUACAGAAGUCGAAUAUUGACCAAAAUGUUUGGCACUACGUCCGAAGAAAUACCGAUUGUAGACGAUAGAUACAGAGAAGAGCUCGAUUUAGUCAUGAAUGCAACAUUUACCGACCCCAAUGACACUAGUGCAUGGUUCUAUCAAAGAUGGCUUUUAGACAAGUGCAUGACAACCUGCAGGUUGUGGCGUGCUCAAAUUAAGAAAGAUACAGCUAUUAUCGUUAUUGACAACAACAUACAGAUCAAACCAAUUUCACUCUCGUUAUUUGUAAAUGGCGAAACUGUCGACGCGAAAUGGCAAUUAUAUCCGGACGAAAAGUUUGCCAAGCUACGAAUCGCAGAGUUUGCCAGUUCACUGAAAGAUCUGGAGCAUGCCAAAGAGGUUUCUGUGAAACUGCAAGAAACAGUAUAUCAACUUUCGUAUUCGGAGUUAGAAUAUGCAUGGAUCUAUAAAGAUGACUCAAGUUUGCACAAACAGAAUAGCAAUGAUGAACAAUUAAAUGAACAAUUGAAGAGCUACAACCAGCUUUCUGAAAUGGAACCAAAUAACAAGUGGGCCUUAUUAACUGGUGUAUUACUGAUGAAAAAAAUCGAUUUUAAAAAGUUUUAUACCGACAUAUUAAAUAAUCUAUCGGCGCUAUCAAAAGUCGACAGUCUUCGCAAAAAUUAUUAUAAGGAUUUACGAAGUAAACUCUUAGUGGAAUAUAAACUACUCGAAGUAUGGAAAAAAGAAAGCAAUUUAGAAAUACAGUCAAAGAUUGACUUGUCGGGAUUAGACUUAACAAAAUUGCACAAUAAUCACUACUUCAGCUUCUUCGAGGAAGUGAAUCUCGGUGCGAAUCAAUUGGAAAAUUCCCUGCAUCAGCUGUCCACAUUACGAUGCGCUAAAUUGUCGCUGUCCAGCAAUGAUUUAACGUCAUUGAAACGUUUUCCUACUCUAUGCAAUCUCGAAGUUCUGUCCUUACGAAAUAACAAAUUAGCAAGCACAAAGGAGAUAAUCAACUUAAUAAAACGGCACAAGAAUUUGAAAAGACUAGAUUUACGAAAUAAUCCAGUAUGUACGGAGAUUGAUAUAGCUGAAAUUCAGAACACAAAUCCUCACGUGGACGUAUGUUUAAAAUAACAUCAGGAAAUACACUUAAUAGAUAAUAUAUUAAAACAUAUUUAAUAAUUGUAAUUUUCUAAGCAAUCUAUCGUCCGCUGUUCCUACUAUUUUUAUCACAAGAAUAUUAAAUCAAAUUCAGAUACAAA